This is a messenger RNA of Amoebophrya sp. A25, 1470 nucleotides long. Lineage: Eukaryota; Dinophyceae; Syndiniales; Amoebophryaceae. The record is from the annotation of a GenBank genome assembly.
CCAGAUUGGAUGAGGGGUCUCUAGGCAUAUAACGUGUGUUCACCGGACAAGUCGACCCUCUCAUGGUUCGAAAAAAGAAUUGCAGUGAUCCUACGAAUCCAACGGUGGAGACUGAAUUUGUUCUGAGAAAUUUCUGAAUGAUCUGACAGCAAACUAGGAGGUGAGUACUUGUGAAGUCUUUAUCACCCCCGUCGAGAUUGAUGUUAUUUUUACUCGGGUUCACCUUUCUUGUCUUCCAGCGUCGAGAGAUCGCUAUCGAAUUCAAGUCCCAUUUUAAGCUAAACAACUGCGCGAAGAACUCCCCUGCUUGGAUGGUCGCGCAUCUAAUUGCUCCAGACUGAAAGGGUGCAAUCGGGCGUCCCCGCUAGAAGUUGACCCUUUGAAGUGAACUAUUUAAGGGCUUCCUUUUUUAUUAUUUCGUCUGCUCGCUUAUUUCAGUUUUUCGAGUAGAAUUUUCCAGAAAAAUGUCCGCUAAGUGGGCACAGCUUUAUCCGACCGGAUUGUCCGAGGAGGUUGUCGACUCCUUGGACUACUUCGUAGACGAGCGGCUAAAGGACUUGAUGAUGCGCCUACGUGUGGCGCAUGCCGAAACUAAUUCGCAGUUAAAACGAAGUACUGGAGGCACUGCUUCUAGUACUUCAUCUAAUUCUGGUACUUUUCAAGUCGAGGAUGUGCAGCGUGCCAUAGCCGCGAAGACAGAGGAGGCAGACCGGAUAAUUCAAGGGAGUUUGCUUGCGCAGGUGGGUACUAGUAGUCGUGGGACAUAGAAGACGUUGGAGGUUAUUGUAUUCUGCUACUCCCGGUUGCACAACUUCUACUUGUGCGAAACGAACCGCGCCCUCCAAGUGGCAAGCUACUGUUAUCAAUGUGGCAGUCAAAGCGCUCGCGCGAAUAAUACAUCGGCUCCUGCUGAUGUCUGCUUGUAGUAGAAGAAUUACGUAGUAUGCGACGCAUAGUACUAUAAGAUUGGAGCGCAAGCAGGGACGACGCACCGGCAGAUGACGCACAAAUGGCUUCUAUGAUUCGCGACCUCAGGAAGUGCGAUUCUCUGCAUCUUCAGACUAUGUGUGGUGAUUGCGGUCGAUUGCAUCAGCUACAGUGUGGUCAAUCCAUGUUCCCUCCCCAGUACAAGUUGACUCAUUUCCCGCCAUUUCAGGACAGGAACGGAAUUCAAGUUUCUCUGAGCUUGACACUAUUCAGGAUACGUAGUUCCUGCCUAUAAUGUCCUUCUUAAGUAAUGAUGUUUUGAUGCCCCCGCCCUCCCUACUUGUGCAUUGAUAGCAGGGCUUUGAUUGUCCUGUGAUGUGGCGCAAGCAUGUCACGCAACGCUGCUGCAACAUCAACAGCAUCAGAAUUUAAAUCUGACCGGACGAGGACGAUCCAUUUACUACAUCUGAUGAGGAAUCAUGUCAUAUCAGUUGUAAAAAUUUUGAACCACGACUUCGAGAAAAAUGAUGCGUCCAACGGAAC